ACAACGCAACACAACAAACUAGUUCACCAUCCUUUGUCCAACAAUACAAUGGCAUGUAGAAACCUCCUCAGAUUUUCGCAUCACAACCUCAACACAAGAAAAUUCCAUGCCACUGCCAACAAACUCACCUCAAAUUGGAAGCAUCACAUGAAAAAAGAGUUGGAAAGUGGAAAACCAGAAGAAAGAAACAACCUCAUAUGCAUAUACAAAGUCCCAUCAAACAUGCGUAUGGCCGAACGCAAAGCCUACAGACCCAACAACAUCUCAAUCGGUCCCUACCAUCACGGAUCCCCGCACGUGCGAAACAUGGAAGCUCUCAAGACAAACUUCUAUCGUCGCCUCUUCAACUCUAACAAUGGAGCCAAACUGGACGAGGCCUUCAAGUUCCUCGAGGAACAAGAAUCCGACAUUCGAAGAUGUUACAUGGAAGACAUCAAACUCGGCAAGGACGAGUUUCUACAAAUGAUGCUAAUCGAUGCCUCUUUCAUCGUUCAGCUCUUGAGGGAUCUUUCAGCGUGUGAAUUCAAUGAAGUCCCUUGUUUGAAUAGAUGGAUGCUACCCAUUAUUCGGCGUGAGUUGAUUAUGCUGGAAAACCAGCUUCCUAUGUUUGUUUUGAACAAGUUGUUUGAGUUGACUAGGGUUGAUGAUGCAACUUCAUCACAACCAUGCAUGAGUCUCAAAGCACUUGCUCUUAGAUUCUUUUACCCUUUGCUGCUCGUGGAUUCUGAGAAUUUUCCAGAAUGUGAUGACUCUGAUGAGUUACGGCUUCACUUUCUGGAUCUUCUUAGGUCCAGCAUUGGGCUCAAACUAGAGGGAGAAAAGCUCAGAGAGGUCCAAAAGUACAUGGUUCGGUCCGUAACGGAGUUGAUGGAGGCUGGUGUGAGCAUCAAAGCAGAUAAGACUAGACAACUGCUUGACAUAACCUUUGGCAAAAAAUGGGGUUUUUGGAGGGUACUCACUAUUCCUCCUUUAAACAUCAACGAUCACAGAGGAACCGCGUUUCGUAACAUAGUAGCAUUUGAGAAGUGCCACAAAGAGUGCAACCCUGAUGUGACAACCUACUUGUUUUUCUUCAAUGGUCUCAUCAACUCUUCUAAAGACGUUUCUCUUCUUCACUACAAAGGGGUGCUUCAUCAUUCCCUAGGCAGCGACAACGCCGUGGCGGAUCUAAUCAACAACAUUACCAAAGAAAUUGUUCGGGACAAACACGAGUCGUACUUGCACAAAGUGGCGAACGAUGCGAAUUCUUACUUUAAAACUUUAUACGCGAGAAUAAGAGCUUCGUUGGUGCAUCAUUAUUUGACAAGCUGGGUUGCGGGGAUCUCAACUAUUGGUGCGUUAUUUGCGCUUUACUUGGCUUUGCUUCAGACCGCGUUUAGUUUUGCAGAUGCGUUAGAAGCGUUGGAAAACAAUAGGUUUGGAUGUCUCGUCGUGAGUGCGUUAUGUAUCCGAUAUCGUCGUACUCCUAUUAUUACCAAAGCAGAUGAAAAUAGUAACUCUGAAGAUGCUGCAACAAAUUAGAAAGGUAAACGGAACAUUUAUUUUAUAUUGCAGACACCUCUCAGGGAAAUUCAAUUCGGGAUUGAUGUAGAGAAAUUUCUCGUGAUGAUAAGAUAGCUUGUUAGUUUCUUGAAUUAAUGUUGAAUUGUCGAUGGUAGAAGUUUGUUUCAAUGAUCUUUUUUGGGUUGAAUUUCGAAUAAUUUGUAACUUUUGUUCUAAGCUGUUCCUCUAUCCAUCUUUUUGUUUCC
Molecule: messenger RNA, 1748 nt
Organism: Cajanus cajan (pigeon pea)
Lineage: Eukaryota; Viridiplantae; Streptophyta; Magnoliopsida; Fabales; Fabaceae
Product: UPF0481 protein At3g47200
Source: RefSeq, a predicted model, not a curated record